Messenger RNA from Cygnus olor (mute swan), 9800 nucleotides. RefSeq names its product DDB1 and CUL4 associated factor 10 (gene DCAF10). Bases 19 to 1383 code for a protein of 454 amino acids. Gene Ontology annotation, molecular function: protein binding. Lineage: Eukaryota; Metazoa; Chordata; Aves; Anseriformes; Anatidae. The transcript has 7 exons. Gene Ontology annotation, cellular component: Cul4-RING E3 ubiquitin ligase complex. The record is from RefSeq and is a predicted model, not a curated record.
CCCCCGCCGCUGGGCGGCAUGGAGCCGUCGGCGGGCUGCCCGCGGGCGGCGCCGGGGCCCGGGCCCGGGCUGUUCGGGUGGCUGCGCGGGCGCUGCCUAGGCCGCAGCGCCGCCGUGGACCCGGCGCGGGACAGCUUCCGCGCCAUGACCGGGCUGUACGGCUCCAUCCAGCCCGCCGACUCCGUGUACCUCAGCACGCGCACGCACGGCGCCGUCUUCAACCUCGAGUACUCGCCCGACGGGUCUGUGUUGACUGUUGCUUGUGAACAGACUGAAGUGCUGCUUUUCGACCCAAUAUCUUCAAAGCACAUCAAAACUCUCUCUGAAGCUCAUGAAGAUUGUGUAAAUAAUAUCAGAUUUCUAGAUAAUCGACUGUUUGCAACUUGUUCUGAUGACACUACAAUAGCCCUUUGGGAUCUGAGAAAGCUGAACACAAAAGUGUGCACUUUGCACGGUCACACCAGUUGGGUUAAGAACAUUGAGUAUGAUACCAAUACCAGACUACUAGUAACAUCAGGGUUCGAUGGAAAUGUGAUCAUCUGGGAUACAAACAGGUGCACAGAAGAUGGAUGUCCUCACAAGAAGUUUUUUCACACCCGUUUUCUUAUGAGAAUGAGAUUGACACCAGACUGUUCCAAAAUGCUGAUCUCAACAUCCUCUGGAUAUCUUCUGAUUUUGCAUGACCUUGAUCUAAAUAAAUCUUUAGAGGUUGGCAGCUACCCAAUUUUAAGAGCUAGGAGGACUACAUCAAGUUCGGAGAUAACAUCUUCAAGUUCGUCUGCUCCUAGAACUGUUGGUUCACCAUGUCACCAGAAUGAUUCAGGUCUACUGUCUGAGAAACAGAUGUCACGGUCCUCCCAGCGAGAAGGUGGAUCACCUAGAAAUAGUCUGGAGGUCUUAACACCAGAGGUUCCUGGAGAGAGAGACCGAGGCAACUGCAUUACAUCAUUACAGCUACAUCCAAAAGGGUGGGCUACUCUUCUUCGGUGCUCAAGUAAUACAGAUGACCAAGAGUGGACUUGUGUCUAUGAAUUCCAGGAAGGAGCCCCUGUGCGCCCUGUCUCACCUCGUUGCUCCCUGCGAUUGACUCAUUGCAUUGAAGAAGCCAAUGUGGGCCGGGGUUACAUCAAAGAGCUUUGUUUCAGUCCUGAUGGCCGGAUGAUUUCAUCCCCGCAUGGCUUUGGGAUCCGCUUGUUGGGGUUUGAUGCAUACUGCAGCGAACUUGUUGACUGUUUGCCCAAAGAAGCUGGUCCCUUAAAAGAAAUCCGUUCCCUCUAUUCUCACAAUGAUGUGGUACUGACAACAAAGUUCUCUCCAACUCACUGUCAGAUUGCCUCGGGGUGCCUUAGCGGACGUGUUUCUUUGUAUCAGCCAAAGUUCUAGGCGCAUUGUGCAUCAACAGGACCUUCAGAUGUUUGUGGUUUUAAUUACUUCAGUUUAGUUGAAGUGUGUUCGAAAUCCCAUAAAUCCAGAGAAGAUCAUAGUUACUAUGGUCUCAGAACGUAAUAAUGACAUGAGUUCUCAGUCCAGCACUGUAUACAUUCUCAUACCGUAUCUGCAAGUCAGGCUCCAUGCAUUGUGUUUUUAGCCUUCUAGGCAGAACUCUGCUCCUGCUGAUCCUGUGCCAUUGAGUUCUGGUUGGUUUAUACAAUAACACUUGUGAUUAAUUUUCGGCAACAUGACUUGAAGUGGGCUAUCUGAAAAAAUGUAGAUUUUGUGCGGGUAGGAGUUCAGCUAAAACUCACCCAGGCUUCCCUGUUAUGACACCUCUUCGUUCCGAAGGACUUUUUCUGUUGCCAAAACCAUUAUACCAUGAUUGAUAAUGAACAGGUUUUGUGCAUGCUAGUUUAGCUGGCACAAAAAGACAAAAAUGUUUUCAUUUAUUUACUAAUUUGGUUAUUUGUGAUUGGCUAGGAAAAAAAAAAAGUAAACUUUCUGUAAUAUUUUGUUGUCCUUAAAAAUCUUUCUAGGCUGUUUUUCCUUAAUUGCAUAUCUUGUGAUUAUUGUUAGAAGGAAGAGGUUCUGUGUGGAGAUGUAUCUGCAUUUUUUUCCUCAGAAUUUAGUUGGAAAAGCCUGGGGCAGUGAAACAAGAGCUUAACAGAGCUAAACAUCUUGUGCUGUAUCCACUGCAAAUGAAUCAAAGAGAAUGUUUCUUACAAUGUGUAUGGUUAGUGGAUGUCUCUUACUCCUCAGUCAGUAGGGUUUCUUUUGUGGGAAGCUUUCCACAUCAGUUACAGAAACCUUCAUCUUGUGUUUGGAAAUGAACACUGCAGAAUUUCUGCUCAUGUGAAGGUUGUAUUUCCUCUAACUGUUCUACAAAUUAAUAUUAAGAGAGGAAUUCAACUAGGAAGUUUCUGUAGUGUAACUAGAUAAGUAUUUCUUCAUAUGUAUUGUCAGUAUGGGAAUGGAUUAGAAGCAUUCCAGUCUAAAGUAAGAUCUAUUUGGAUUUAACUGGGCUAAUCAUAAAAUCUGAAAAAUGUUAAUGUUCACUAUUAAAUCACAUAUGGAGUUAUGAAUGCCAAGUUUUAUCCCUCAAGUUCAUCACAAAAUCCCAGACUGGUAGAGGUUGGCAGGGACCUUUGGAGGUCAUCUGAUCCAGCCUUCCUGCUUGAGCAGGGCCAUCCUACAGCAGGUUGCCCAGGGCCAUAUCCCAGAUGGCUUUUGAAUGUCUCCAAAGGAGGAAGGCUCUAAAACCUCUCUGGGCAACCUGUUCCAGUACUCAGUCAACCACACACUAAAGUGUUUCAGAUGUUUUGAGGGACACUCUUAUGUUGCCAUGUGUGCCCAUUGCUUCUUUUCCCAGCACUGGGCACUACCCAAAACAGCCUGGCUCUGUUCUCUUUACACUGUCCCUUUAGAUACUGAUGAGAUCCUUCCUGAGCCUUGCUUUCUGUAGAUGGUCCCAGCUCUCUUAGUUCCUUGUAAGACAGAUGCUUCAGUCCUUGAAUCAUUUUUGUGGCCCAUUGCUGGACUCUCUCCAGCAGCUUCAUGCAUCUCUUGCCCUGGGGAGCACAGAACUGGACACAGUGCUCUAGGUAUGGCCUUACGAGUGCUGGAGAGAGGGGAAAAGGAUCACCUUCCUUGAGCUGCUUGGCAAUACAUUGCCUAAGAUAGGCAAGAGUACAAGUGGCCUUCUUUACAGCAAAGGCUCAUUGCUGGCUCAUGUUCAACCUGACGUUCACCGGGCCCCCUAAUCAUUUUUCUGCCAGGCUGCUUUCCAGCUGGGUGGCCCUCAGCAUGUCCUGGUGCUUGGGGUUGUUUCUCUCCGGGGCAGGACUUGGCACUUCCCCUUGUUGAACUCUGGGAGGCUCCUAACCCAACAGCACAUUUCUCCAGCCUGUAAAGGUCCCUCUGAAUGGCAGCACAACCCUCUGGCCUAUCAGCCACUCCUCCCAGUUUUGUCAUCUGCAAACUUGCUGAGGGUACAUACACUCUGCCCCAUCAUCUAGAUCAUUAAUGACGACAUUAAAACAGGACUGGACCCAGUAUUGACCCUUGGCAUACAGCACUAGUCACUGGCCUCCAACAAGACUUUGUGCUGCCUUCUGGGCCUGACUAUUCAGUUGGUUUUGUAUCCACCUCGUUGCCCAUCCCACCCAUACAUCAGCAGCUUCGCUAUGAAGAUCUUACGGAGGGCAGUGCCAAAGGGCUUACUGAAGUCCAGGUAGGCAAUGCCCUCUGCUCUUCUCUCAACCAUCAGGCUCGUCAUUUCACUGUAAUAUAGCUAAUCCUGUGCGGUCAUUUCAGUCUCUUAUGUGCAUAUGAGUUUAUCACAUAAGUGUUCUAAGAUCUUUUGUGAAUAUUUAACUAAGAUUUUGCUGACAAAUCGUACAAUGAUUUCAGUAGCAAGCUUUACCCUAAAAGGGCUGUCAUUUUGUUAUUCAGAUUCACUUUCUACUGAGCAUGCUUUCAAAGAUUGUCUCUUAAAAAGCCUUUUUGCAAAAAUUCAGCUUGGGUGGAAAGGAGAUACCUGCGAAGACAGUUGGAAAUGUAUACACCUGAUGAUUCUCUUCAGGUUUUGAAUUUCUGAAGGUAGCAUACUCAGGGUGGUAGUGGUGAAGUCAUUGAAACUUAAGGCACUUAAGGCUCCUGUGCAUUAUGGGCCUGUUAGAACAGGUCCAGAGGAAGGCUAUGAGGAUAGUCAAGGGCUGGAGCACCUCUCCUAUGAAGACAGGCUGAGGGAGUUGGGAUUGUUAUAGAAUCAUAGAAUCAUAGAAUAACCCGAGUUGGAAGGGACCCACAAGGAUCAUCAAGUCCAACUCCUGGCACCGCACAGGUCUACCCAAAAGUUUAGACCAUGUGACUAAGUGCACAGUCCAAUCGCUUCUUAAAUUCAGACAGGCUUGGUGCAGUGACUACUUCACUGGGGAGCUUGUUCCAGUGUGCGACCAACCUCUCAGUGAAGAACCUCUUCCUGAUGUCCAGCCUAAACUUCCCCUGCCUCAGCUUAACACAGUUCCCGUGGGUUCUAUCACCGGUGAUUACGGAGAAUAGGCCAUCUGCCUCUCCACUCCCCCUCGCGAGGAAGUUGUAGACUGCGAUGAGGUCCCCCCUCAGCCUCCUCUUCUCCAGGCUGAACAGGCCCAGUGCCCUCAGCCGCUCCGCAUGUGUCGUCCCCUCUAGGCCCUUCACCGUCUUCGUCGCCCUCCUCUGGACACUUGUUCAGCCUGCAGAAGAGAAAGCUCCAGAGAGACCUUAUAACAACUUUCCAAUACCUAAGGGGACCUACAGCAAGGCUGGGGAGGGACUCUUUCUCAGGGAAUAUAGCAAUAGGACAAGGAAUAAUGGCUUUAAACUCAAAGAAGAUAGAUUUAGAUUAAGAUAUAAGGAUGCACUUCUCUACUCUGAGGGUGAUGAGGCACCAGCACAGGCUGCCCCGAGGAGCUGUGGCUGCCCCAUCCCUGGCAGUGCCCAAGGCCAGGCUGGAUGGGGCUGGGGGCAGCCUGGGCUGGUGGGAGGUGUCCCUGCCCAUGGCGGGGGGGGGGGGGUGGGAGUGGGUGCUCUGUAAGGUCCCUUCCAACCCAAACCAUUCUGGGAUUCUCUGAUUCUAAAUUUUUGGUGAAUUUAUUUAGUAAUAAAAAGCCUUCAGUAAUAGGUAUUUGAUAAUUUGAGGACUAAUCAAUUACUCCUGCGCUGGGUUUUCAGUAGCUCUAGCAACUGGGUGCUAAAGGAGUACCUUCAAGUCAUCAAGUAUAUGAAACUCACAAAAUUCCUAUUAUUUAGUAAGUGUCCUAAAUUUUCAAUUCUCAUGGUUUUCCAACUGAAUCAUUUGGCAUUAGUGUCUAAGUAGAAUAUCAUCCCAGCUGGAGGAGGAAGAAUACACUCAAUUAACUUCACAUGCAGAUAUAUGCCCACAGACUUCUCAGAUAGCAAGUCAUGCUUUGGAAAAUUUUUAGAUAUAUAACUUCAGAGCAAGUCUGUUGUAGCUGAAACUAUUGUCUUGAACUCAAAAUUACACUGAUGAAACCAUAAAUGGGGAUAUGCCUUAUUUUCCAAAACAGCAUCACUCUUAGUUUUAAACACUCGUACUUUUUGAAUGCUUCUGGAACACAAUUCAUAAGCAUUCUGUCCAUAUAUGCGGUAGAAAUCUUACCUAACUCUUCUGAUUACAUUUGUGGUAAGUUUGAACUAGAAGAAGUAGAUAAAAUUAGAUUUUGGUUAUUUGACUACUCCUUUUCAACAGGACUUGGAACUUUUCAGUUAAAGCUAAUAGAUUUUAUCUGUAAAUUUCAUAAAACACUUAGUGAAACACUAUUCCAUCACUUAUAACUGAAAUGCCUUGCAGUUACAGUUUGGUGGAAGGACUGAUUUACAGGUUUUUUUGUCUUUCUAAAUCUUUAUAUUGCCUUAUUGAAUUACUGAAGUAAUUCAAUGAGCUUUGGAUCUUUCUAGGUAGCCCAAAAAAAAAAAGUUUAUGUUAUGUUUCAAAAGACAAAUUCUUAACCUUGCAUCCUUAAAUGUCUUAGGGACAAAGCUGUAUAAAACUUAAAUGGUAUAUUAAAGACUGCACUAACAGUAGUGGCUUAAACCAGUGUCUGUAAACUUUUUGACCGUUCAAGUGUUAAAUCACUUGAUGGAUUUCAUACUUUUUCUAAUGAAGAUGGAGCUCUUCAAUUGUAAAGCAUGCAAUAUGUUUUUUAGAAGCAUGGUUUCAUAUUCAUUGAUUUCCAUAGUAAAGUAAUUCCUUCUUUCACAACAUAGCUGGUCAGCAGAAGCAGAUAAACUGCAUAACUAAGAUCUCCAUGGGAAUGUCAACUUUCAGCAGUGUUCACAGGAACCAAACAGUUGUUUGAAGCUAGCACUCCUUUUGUAAUAGUCCAGUGACUGUAUGUUGUGGGAGUAAUUGCAUUUUCCAAGUAUUUCAUUGGAGGUCAGUCUUUACAUCACUGUAGCACCAUUAUGCAUUUGUGGGGAGAGGGAGAGAAACUAUUAAUGGGACUAUAAAUUGACAUUCAUGUAUGUGCAAUUUUUUGAUGAAGUACAUGUGUGUAUUUCAGUGUAUAUACAGCCACUGGGCAUCAUUCAAACAUGGUUAGUUCAGGGAAAAAUGUAACCUCCCACAGAAUUAUUGGGGAUAGGGGGAAAAGCACACUUGAUACCCACAUACGCAUUUGUUUGCACUCUUUGACACUCAGUAAAGACAGCUUGCCCGCUACCAGAAUAAGAAUGUAAAGAUUUUUUUUUUUUGUGGGUUUUGUUGUUUUUAAUUUGGGUAACACUGAUGUAUAAUAUAUAAUAGGUCCUGAUACCAUAAGUAAUGGGUCUGUUGUUCUAUGAAAUACAAACCCUUAGCAAGAAGAAAUAAACUUGCCCUAUGGAAGCUUUUUUUUUUUAAAUAAAAUAAAAAAAAUUGAGUUUACAAGAUUCUAAGAAGUAGGAGUAAAAGAAGGUUGACAACCAUAAUAUUUUUGUCCUGCAGGAAAAAGAAACUUAUAAUUUCCUGAUCUUAGUCGAUGGUGCAUUUUCUUACGCACUAAGUAUCUUCAUUUAAGUGUAAGGUUUUUAAUACUAGAACAAAUUGUGCAUGUAAAUAUUUUGAAAUACCUGAGAUUUCAUAGUAUGAAGUGUAGCCUUUUAAUACAAUACAAAAAGUAUCAGAACUGCUCUGAAUAUAUUGUACUUAGAGUUGUACAGUAACUUACUAUUUGUGAACAAUUUCUCUUGCUUGCAUAAUAAAUUAAACAUUUAAUAAUUCAGUGAAUUAAAAUCUAUUUUAAUGUAUUUAUCCUACACUGAGCUUUAUUCUGUAACACUCAUUGCUUCUUGCAUAUUAACUUGAACCAAGAGAGAAAAAAGUGCUUUAGAGUGAAAUCUGCAUACACCCAUCUCCCUCUACUAGUUUCUUUGCUUGAGCACAUUUGUGGGAAGAAACAGCUCACUCCUGAAGCCUAGAAAGCAGGACAUACAUUGAAGCUAGAAUGAUAAUAACAAACCUAAGUGUUGCUGAGCAAUCCAUUGCCUGAGCCAUUACCCCUUGGGUAGAGCGACUUCUCUUCAUACCCUUGAAGGCAGCACCCCAAGAGCAUUGCUGCUCUUGUAAAAUGUUGCUGAUGGCGUUGUGCAGUGGUGAAAGGCCACUGCGUGCCCCCAUUGGAGAGGAUAAAAUUGAAACCUGGUUCCCCCACCUUGGUCAGGGACAGGUGUGCCUGAGCAGGCCCGCGGGCUGCUCUUGUGAAGUGUCAUGACUUGGCAGUCAUGCUUCCACUUGUGAAAGCUGGCGUUCCUGCAAAGCCACUUACCAUUAAGCACAAUGAAAACAGCACCUGCAAGAAAAAAAAAAUGCUAUUUCUGCCUCAGCAUCACUUGUGGCACAGACUGCCACUUUGCUGUAACACAUGCAAGAGGCACAGUGCCUUUGCUCAAUAUGAUCUUGAUUUACAACUAAGAACUGGCCAAAUCUAAGACACAUGGAAUUGCUGAGACCUAAUUUGCCUAGAAUAGGUGUACCAGGUAUUCAGAACAGAAACAUGCCUCGGGGACAGAGGAGUUUUUAUAAUGUUGUUCUGUGCUCAAGCUAGUUAUCACCAAAGGUCUCGCUAUUAUUCUGUCACACAGCAGUAUUCCCAUUAUCAUCGGUAGAAUUUCCUUUCCCUCCUUCAGCUGGAAAUGAUCAUUGUAGUGCCCCAAGAACAAUGGAGAAGCUAGUAACCCUGGGCUACACACAACACAACACACAGAAAUGCUGCCAGCUCAUGAUUACUCUGGAGAUGCGUGUCAGCUCUACUCUUAAAUUCUGAUGUGGAAUUCAGUUAGCCUGGUUAUAAUCAGUUUGUUAAUAUUUGAAAACAAACUUGAAACUAGCUUGAACCAAUAUGUUCUUAGUUUAGCCGAACCACCGUAGCUCUUUCCGUGCUGUUUUCCAACACUGGCAACACAUCCUAUUCCAUCUCACUCUAACUGGUAUGUAGACUUACUGUGCCAAAACUCACUGGACCCCUCUCUCUUCACUCCUUAUGAGUAUCUCUCCUCUUAUACAAGAAAGAUCUGUAAUUUGUUAAACAUAGAAUUACUUUGUGUUGUAAAACUGGUAGUACUUAUAAAACAAAGGAAAGAUUAUACUUGAACACAGUUCUACUAUGAACACAUAUAUUUGAACACAGUUCUACACACUCUCACCAUGUUCAUUGAACCAUGCCACAUAAGCAGAGACAGCAACAGAUGUGCAAUUGUUUUUUGCUGCAGUAAUGAAUACCACCAAUUAGUGGCAGGCUUACGUUAAACUCUGAGGUUCAACUCUUCAAAUUCCGCAACAUUAAGAGAAGCAUACAGUAUCUUCCACAGGACAAACAGGAUACGCUUUUUUUAUUCCAUCAAGGAGUGAUUACAAAAAACAAUACACUGGUAAAAAUCAGAUUCUGCCACUAACAAACAUUCAAUAAACAUUUUAUUUCAAUGCAGAUAACCACAACAUUCAGAUAUAGCACUGUGCCAGGCUCUUUUUGACUGUGAAGCUACGGAGUAUAUUGUGAUUACAAUCAUAACACACUGAUUAAAACCAGUAUUUUAAGACAGUCUAGCAAACAAGAAAAGUAGUAGCUACUACAAAGUUUAUGAAAAGAACAACUUGGGAAAGUUUCUGAAAGCUUUCUUGCCCUCCCUCUUCCAAAAAUUGAUGGUGGCUUUAAAUAUACAGUUUAAUGAAAAGAAGUCCCCAGGAGAAUGAAACGCUUUUCAUUAAGACUCUCCCCUGGUUUACAAUAACCAUGCUUAUCCCUCUCCUGUCCUUUUCCCUAAGGACUGUAGUCUAACACAUCUCAACUUCCAAGGCUGUAAGACACACAAUACUGCACACUUCUGUAAAUCUUUAACAGCACUUGCCUACAGAAGUCUUUUAACGCUUCUCCAAGUGCUGCAUCUUUUCUACUUAGCUGCUUCUCACACAAACUUUGUCUGCCUUCUGGUAUCUUCUGUACCAUAAUCACAGACUUCACCAAUGCGGGUUAUGACCCAGAAAUUUUAUCUUCUCAGUGUUGCAGUACAAUUCUGUCUUACAGAACUGUUAAGUGUACACAUUGGAGACGGAACUCCAAUUUUCAGGUAAAAAAAAUACCUUCUUGUUAUCAAUUAACUCAUAGCCCAAAUGAAAAAUAAAAGUAAUUUGCAAAAGACAAGAUACCUUAAGUACAGAAAAGCUGUUCCUGACCUACUUCUACAACAAUGGGAAGCUUAACUAUUUCACAAAAUUUCACAAAAAGAGCCGUCUUCUUUCUGGCCCCAUAGCUGUAAAACAACAGAAAAAGAAGUAAUGCAAAAAAAAAAAAAAAAAAAAACAAACCACAGAACAAUCUCCACAUUUACAA